Messenger RNA from Cuscuta europaea, 1566 nucleotides. The record is from the annotation of a GenBank genome assembly. NCBI's taxonomy places the organism in Eukaryota, Viridiplantae, Streptophyta, Magnoliopsida, Solanales, Convolvulaceae.
GAUCAAAGUUAUGCGUUGGCAAACAUGAAAUGUUGACUGUUACCCUGAAAAGAGACCACAUUCUUCUUUUGGGCCCGGCCAUCGAGUUCAUAUAAGACCACAAGAACCACUGUAUGUGAAUUUCAUGGCGGAAAUGAAAGGUCUCUUCCUUUUCCUUUUGGCUUUGUCCAUAUCACUCGGUGAUGCUCAAUCAGAUAUAAACACUCUAUUGAUUAAGAAACACUUGAAUCGUUUCAACAAACCUCCUCUCAAGUUCAUUCAGAGCCCAGAUGGAGACGUCAUUGACUGUGUUUAUAUAUCGCGCCAACCAGCCUUUGAUCAUCCCUUUCUCAAGAAUCAUACCAUUCAGAUGAUGCCGAAUUAUCAUCCUGAAAGUCUACUUAUGGAUGGUAAAGUUUUAAUGAAUAGAACCAAGAGAAAAAAAAGGCCAAGACCAAUUGCUCAGCUUUGGCAUUUGAAUGGGAGAUGCCCAAAAGGAACUAUUCCCAUUAGAAGAACAAAGGAAGAUGAUAUCUUGAGAGCCACUUCCAUUGAGAGCUACGGGAAGAAGAAGCUUAAAAGUAGCGUUCCCAUACCCGGGUCGUUUAAUCCUAACGCCGGCACCACAAGUGGCCACGAGCAUGCAAUAGCCUUUGUUAAUGGAGGCACAUAUUAUGGGGCAAAAGCAUCCAUAAAUGUAUGGGGACCUAAAGUAGAGCAAAAUCGUGAGUUCAGCUUAUCACAGAUUUGGAUUUUGGGAGGAGAUUUCAAUUCAGAUCUCAAUAGCAUUGAAGCUGGUUGGCAGGUCAGCCCAUCCUUGUAUGGAGAUCACAACACAAGACUUUUCACCUACUGGACAAGUGAUGCUUAUCAAGCCACCGGUUGCUACAAUCUUCUUUGCUCAGGCUUUAUUCAGAUCAAUAGUGGAAUAGCAAUGGGUGCUUCCAUUUCCCCUCUUUCUAGCCAUCAAGGUUCCCAAUAUGAUAUCAGCAUUCUUGUCUGGAAGGACCCGAAAGAUGGAAACUGGUGGAUGCAAUUUGGGAAGGAUAAUGUGGUAGGGUACUGGCCGGGUAUACUAUUUUCUAAUCUUCACGGCGGUGCAUCAUUGGUAGAGUGGGGUGGAGAGGUAGUGAACGAAGAGUGGGGCAGGGUGCACACAACCACUCAAAUGGGAAGCGGCGGUUUUCCCAGCGAAGGGUUUGGGAAGGCGAGUUACUUCAGGAAUCUUAAGGUAGUUGACGCAUCCAACAACUUAAAGGAUCCUGAAGAUCUUGGCACUUUCACUAAUAACUCCAAUUGUUAUGAUGUGAAGAUGGGAAGGAAUAAUAAGUGGGAGAAUUACUUUUACUAUGGAGGACCUGGUAGAAACUCUAGAUGUCCAUGACCGGCCAGCUGCUUUUAUUAACGUAGAUACGUAAAACUAAAAUUCUGUUGCUAGUUUCCUUGUGAUUGCAUUCAGUUUUUCUAAGUUCUUUUUGUUAAUGGUUUAGAGGGUCAUUGUACAAAUAUGUGAGAUAACCAUAUACUUUGGGAGUACUUUAAAAACAGUGUGCAGAUAAGGUUUUAUUCAGGCUGAUAUUUUUCGGG